CUUGUUCACGUCACAUAACACUUCCUUACACAACUGGUGUGUGCACUGUUUGGGAUUCAAUUUCAACUCGCACGACUUAAUUAGAGCCUGAAGGAUCUUCCAUAGUGGUGUGUGCUGUCUAAUGUUAAAGUCAAGUGGGGAGUUCAAAGAGUGUCUGUUGGCUGCUGAAUGUGAUGUAAAGGUCAAGGUUAUUUCAAUCAAACAGCUGCCACAGAUGACCAUAAGACUACAGUAAAGGCGAGUAGAGAUCUGUUACAUCAAGUUACAGGAAUCAACUUGGAUAGUCUAAAUGACCACAACAGUAUGGCCAGUGGAGAGGAUACUCUAGAUGACCACAACAGUAUGGCCAGUGGAGAGGAUAGUCUAGAUGACCACAACAGUAUGGCCAGUGGAGAGGAUAGUCUAGAUGACCACAACAGAAUGGCCAGUGGAGAGGAUAGUCUAGAUGACCACAACAGUAUGGCCAGUGGAGAGGAUAGUCUAGAUGACCACAACAGUAUGGCCAGUGGAGAGGAUAGUCUAGAUGACCACAACAGAAUGGCCAGUGAAGGAAACAUCUGUUUGGAGAAAAUGUGUCUUAAAAAAGGUACACAUGAAGUACAAGAAUGUCUUCAAGGUCAAGGUGAGGUAGAUCUACACACACACCUGGCAAACUGUGAGAAAAAUCCUGGCCAUAAAAACUUUGUACCUGUAAAUCAGUUAAGUCUUGAACAUUUUCCUUCUGGUUACCAUGACAAUGAUGUGUAUGACCUCACAAAAGCCCUGGCUGACCUAACAGUCAGGAUAGCCGUUAAGUUGACCAGUCCAAAGAGACCAGAGUUUAUACCAGGCACUAAAGAUCCAUAUCCUUGCUACAACACCAGGGGACACAACUCACUGCAUACAGGCACUGGGAGGGUGAGGUGGGUGACCAAGUACACAGAGGGAAAGUUGGACUACCGAACGUGUCCAUGUCCUAAAUGUGACCACUCGGACACACCCAGCAAAGUGUGGUGGGAGGUUAAUGUGUUUACAGCCAAACAUGUGGUUUUUGAUGAUAGAGAGGCGAGACAGUCCAGCUGUAGGUUGUGGUUUGAUGAUGACAAAAGUCCAGUGGGCAACAUUUAUGUGUGGAAGGUGGAUUGUUCAAACACUGAGAGAGACUGGUGUGUGUUGUUUUGUGUGUCACAUGACGUAGAUGUAGUUGAUAAACUGAAGGAGAUGGUGAGGCGGUAUGAUGAUCUAUGUGAUAAAGUAAAGGACAAAUACAAGAGUCGUAGAGAUGUGGACAAGCUGACCAUUAUAGUGUCACAUCCUCAUGGCUGUUCUAAGCAGGUCUCUGUAGGUCACUGGGUUGACAGACAGGGGGUGAGGGAGCAUGGUGAGAUGACCAGGUACACGUACACAACGUGUACCUGCCCAGGUAGCAGUGGGGCUACUGUCUACAGACUGGGGUGGGGCAGGUUUUACCAUCCCCACGGUGGAGCUUACUCUGGUGGAUUAAAUUAUAGUGGGCUCAGGUUGGGCUGAUGAUGGACAGAGACUUGUAGUUGUCUGCUCUUGUAUAGAAUGUAAACAUGGCGUCUGUUGGAUGUCUGCCUUUUCUAGAAUGUAAACAAACAUGGCGCCUGUUGGAUGUCUGUCUUUUCUAGCAUGUAAACAAACAUGGCGUCUGUUGGAUGUCUGCUGUUAAAAUAUUUCUUGACAUUAUUGUAAGAGCUUAAUUAAAAUUUUAAUUAAUUCUCUCAUUAUUUUUAUCAG
Molecule: messenger RNA, 1740 nt
Organism: Physella acuta
Lineage: Eukaryota; Metazoa; Mollusca; Gastropoda; Physidae
Source: RefSeq, a predicted model, not a curated record